CUUAUUAUCUCUAUUAUCAUGGAUAACAAAAGUGAGAAAUUGGCGGUAGAUUCGAACGAAAAAUAUUUACAAGAUGAUUAUCAAGAAGACAGAAGCGAAGAAGUCAAAACUUAUGGUGGUGACACUGCUCUUGCAAAUGCACCAUGGAAAUACAAGCUAAUCGCUUUGCUUACUGCUCUUCUGUUUCCUUUUGGUUCUCACUUUUCUGCAAGUGCUCUGUCUGCCAUGAAGAAGCAAAUUGUUUCGAAUCUUGCUAUCACAAAUACUCAGUACGGUGUCAUUUCUGCUGCUGUAUCCAUUAUCAAUACCAUUUUCCCUAUUGCAGGUGGUAUCUUUAUUGAUAUUUUUGGUUCUGUAUGGGGCACAUUGGCCAUCAACUUCAUGAUUAUUCUCGGUUCUUUAUUGACUGCCAUAUCUGCAAAGUAUAACUCUUAUGCACUCAUGGUUGUUGCACGUGUUGUGUUUGGUAUUGGUAGUGGUCUCAUUGUAACAAUGCAAGAAUCUCUGCUUUCAAAGUGGUUCCGUACCCGUCAUUUGUCUAUUGCCAUCGGUCUUCAACUUUCUAUCAGUCGUCUCUCCACUUUUCUUGGUACCUUGGUAGCCAAUUCAGUUGCCAAAGCAAGUGGUGACUGGGUAUGGUCAUUUUGGCUAUCCUUCAUUCUCUGCUGCUUCUCCAUCGCCAUGAACCUUAUCUAUGCUCUUGUGGUGCGUUACCUUCAAGGUCAAGCAACAUUGACAGCUAAAGAAAAAGAAACUCUUAAGAGAAAAAAAACCUUUAAGUGGCGUUCUAUUUUCAAGUUCCCUGCUAUUUUUUGGCAUAUUAUCUUGAUUGAAUUUAUUUAUGCUGCUGUUUGGUCAUCCUUCCAAACCAUUGCCACUGAUUUGAUCUCUAAGCACUUUGGUACCAGUGAUGUAUUGGCAGGUUAUAAGGCCAGUGCUUCUCAAGCUGUUCCCAUUGUUGCCACACCUGUGUUAGGUUUUAUCAUGGACUUUUACGGCUGUCGUGUCAUUAUUUUGUUGAUCUCUUCCAUCUUUUUGAUUCUCAGUUCUGGUUUAUUAGGCUGGACCUAUGUAGAUGCUGUUGUUGGUAUGGUCUUUUAUUCUAUUUCUCUUGCCUUUGGUCCUAUUUCUAUGAUCACUUCUAUUGGUAUGCUUUUGCCUUCUGACUAUAUUGGUACUGGUUUGGGUAUUUACAAGAGUUCAAACAAUAUUGGUACAUCUAUUCUUGAUGUUGCUGUCGGUGUAGUUCAAGAUAAUACUGCUGGUCAAUCCUAUGUUAAUGUGAUGUUGACAUUUAUUAUUUUGGCCGGCAUUGGUUUUGUCUUAAUUCUGCUUCUUUGGUUCAACCAAUUCUACUUUUAUGGUAACCUAUUGGAAGUUGGACGUGCCAAGCGUACUAUUCGCAUGCAAGAAAUUAAUGACAAGGAACUUGAAUUGACUUCCAGAGGCAAGGAUCCUUAUUCAGAGACUCCCUACAAGAAAUUCAACUAUUUCACAGUUGGUAUAUUCAUUGCUGCUCUUAUCAGUGCUUGGGUUCUCUUCUUUGUUUACUCUAUUCACGGUAAGGGUGGUUAAGCAAACCCCCUUAUUUUUAUUUUUUGUUUAUAUUCAUUUGCAUUAUUCUUUACACAACACUAGAUGUCCA
Messenger RNA from Gilbertella persicaria, 1645 nucleotides. RefSeq names its product major facilitator superfamily domain-containing protein. The transcript has 3 exons. The coding region runs from base 19 to 1575 and encodes 518 amino acids. The record is from RefSeq and is a predicted model, not a curated record. Lineage: Eukaryota; Fungi; Mucoromycota; Mucoromycetes; Mucorales; Choanephoraceae. Gene Ontology annotation, molecular function: transmembrane transporter activity. Gene Ontology annotation, biological process: transmembrane transport.